Messenger RNA from Cylindrotheca closterium, 279 nucleotides. The record is from the annotation of a GenBank genome assembly. Lineage: Eukaryota; Bacillariophyta; Bacillariophyceae; Bacillariales; Bacillariaceae.
AUGCAGAAUUAUGCCAGUGCCAAGUUGAACAAGACUGCAAUUGAAGGGACAAUUUUUGAAUUCUUUGUCUACGUUCCAAGGCGUCAAGCGGCUCAAGUGCAGCGACUAAGAAGAGCCACUACCCCUGCAAUUCAACGGGAGAGGGAACGGCUUCGCCAGCAUGCAGCAGCAAACAAUCUACAAAUUGGACCAAUUGCUGAACAACAUUUGGCAACAUUCAAUGCAAGGGCCCCCAAAGGCACAGAGCUUGCGAUUCCGACUGAUGCAACAACCUGCUAA